AUGAAGAGAUCAAAAGUAUCAUCUAAUGCACAAGACAAAGGUGUCCUUGUCGAUGCCGUUGAUGGAAUCAACAAACUCCCAAACGAUCUAUUGAUUCAGAUCUUAUCAAACUUGUCCAUCGAAGAAGCCAUGAGAACAAGUGUUCUAUCACAUCGAUGGGGGGAUCUGUGGAAGGAGACGACUACGUCUCAUCUCCACUUGGACUUGCGAAGGUUCGCCGAAGUCGGAACUCCUUUGGCUGAUACUCAUGAUGCCGCUAGAUCGAUGACCAAGGUCAUAAACAAUCACCGUGGCCAUAUAGAAAGAUGCACACUCUAUUUCUACUCAUACCAAUGUGAAAACGGGAUGAUGGAGGCUUGGAUACGAUCACUGAUUCAUGAGAAACGCAUCAAGCAUCUCACACUUGAAAACGAUCUAUGCCCUUUCAAGCGAAACAUCAAACACAUCACACCUGAUUUGCCUCCGAAUUCAUUUUCAAAUCAAAACCUCGAAUCACUCGCUUUAGGUGGAUACAACUUUGAAGCUCCACAUGCUUUCAACAACUGCUGGAAUCUAAAGAGGCUAACACUCUAUGCCAUUUUUGCCGAGAUUGAAGUCAUUAACGUAGUUCUCGCGUCCUGCCCUUCUCUUGACGUGCUUCAAUUAGAAAUCAAUUGCCACACAAGAAGUGGCCCUCUGAAAAUCGACAACCGCCACUUAAAGUUCUUGUAUAUAUCCUCUUACAAUAUUGAUGGGGUUGAAGUGUCUUCACCAACUCUGGAAAUCCUCACCAUCGGAUCUCUCUCGUGUGAGAUGGAGAACUUCCUCGUUGCAAAUCCUAGACUCCAUUUUCACAGGAACUAUUGGAGUACAGGAAAUUUUUUUCCUCACACCAGCUAUUAUAUCUCGUGCCCUGAUCAGGAGAAGAAAAGCAUUGGACGCGAAUACAUGAACAUAAUGAACGGUUCCCGUGAUUUUAUGGAAAAAUUUGCAUCGCUGUCGGUGAGCGUAGACUUGACAAAUACAAAAGAAGUCGAGAUGCUACAAGAAGUCUUAGUUUCAUGGCCUGAAGAAAUGGAAGACCUUGAGAUCUUAUUCAAGAAAAGUAAUGCUUCGAUGAAACAAGGUGAAAAUUCUACUGGGAUAAUAUAUAAGAAGUUUUGGGAAGAGACAAAACUGUUUCCUGAUGCUUGCUUCUGUGUAUAUACUGUCUGGUUGUUUAACUUUAGCGGUUCAAAAGAAGAGUACACGUUAGCCUCGCGUUUGAUAACGCAAGAGACGGUGAUCGAGACUAUGAAAAUCAAACCAUUAUUGUCGUUUUCUCCAAGUACCAAGUUGGAGAUAGAGGAAGCAAUCACCAAGCUUAAGGAACUUGCUAAAGGUCACACAGGGCUUGAUAUCAUAGUGGUCUGA
Molecule: messenger RNA, 1392 nt
Organism: Microthlaspi erraticum
Lineage: Eukaryota; Viridiplantae; Streptophyta; Magnoliopsida; Brassicales; Brassicaceae
Source: the annotation of a GenBank genome assembly